Diabrotica balteata is the source of this 1507-nucleotide messenger RNA. NCBI's taxonomy places the organism in Eukaryota, Metazoa, Arthropoda, Insecta, Coleoptera, Chrysomelidae. The record is from the annotation of a GenBank genome assembly.
UCAACAUUUUAUUAUGACAAGAUUUGACGGAACUAAAUCACCAUCAAUCAUUUCGGUUUUUCAUAAUACGAUCAUACAAAUUUCAUUCUGUAUAUUUUUAUCAUGGUUGACCAACUCGAAAAUUCAGAAAUACUAAAACACAUUAAGCAUUUAGAAAAUCAGAAUAAGAAACUCAGAAAUCUUUUAGACAGCACAAAGAAUGUAGCGAACCAAGAAGUAGAAAGAUUCUCGAUGUUACAAGACGAAACUAAAUAUUUAGAGCAAACAGUUGAUAAUUUAGAAAAAGAAAAACAAGAACUAGAUGACCUGCUGACGUCGGUACUAUCAAAAGAUGAAGGUAACAUGAAUUUGAUUUUAAUGAAACUAGAAAGAGAGCACUCAAAAUUGCGUGAUAAACUCGAUGAGGCUCAUACAAAGAUACAAUUAAAAACCGAAGAAGUUGUGAGCCUGCGAACGGAAGACGCUGUUCUUAAAGAAGUUAUUUCUAAUCUAGAAGCCACAAAGAAAUCUCUUUUGGGUCGUAUUAAGUUAAUCGAAGAUAAAGAAUCAGUAUUAUCAGGUAUUAGUAACAAACUGAAAGAACAACUGUCAGAAGUUGAACAAAGAGAAGAAAUUAUUGUUAAUGCUAAAUAUAAAACUGCAGACUUUAAUAAAAUGGAACAAAAUAAUAAAUCAAGCGAGCAUAUAGGAUCAAACAAAACAGCUACCGGUUCAAAUCUAGGAAAAAAACAACCUCUAAUACCUGUAGUUUCUAGUAACUCCAAUAUGUCUCCAAAUGUGCAACAGUCUACAGGAAAUUCCCAAUCUCUAGAGCAGAUCAUCAGCGAAUUAGAAAAAUCUAAAAGUAAAUUAUAUAAAGACCUAGAGGAAAUUAUCAACAACUCAACCAAAGAAAUCGAAAUAAUUAAAGCCAACGUCUCAGAUCCCGAUAUCAAACAACUUCUUUACGAAAUCGAUAUUCAAAAAGCUGUUCUAGAUUAUAAUUUGAAAAUGGCAAGGCUUCAAGAUGAAAAAAAUGUCGAUCUUGUUCAUUGUUCCCCAAUUAAAAUAUCGUCUAAUCCAAAUAACACAGUUUCUGAAAGUUCUCAACAUAAUAUUAAUACGUCUUCUUCUGAAAAAUCUAUGAAAUACGCAAAAGAAAAAGAGCUCAAAGUUGAUCAACUUAAUAAAGUCUUAGAAAAGAAAAUGAUUUAAUACCCAAUUUGUAAUCUCAAUAAUAAGAAGUGAAUCAUUAUAAUGAAAAAAUACUACAAAUAAAAUAAACAACUUUGUUACAAGAAUCAAUUUAAGUCUGAAAACACAAAAAACCGAACUUUUCAUAACAAAAAUGUUCGCACAUGUUAUUAUGAUACCUAUAUAAAAUAAUCUCUACAACAAAAUUCAUAGCAUAUUUAACUAGAAAAUAAAGGAAUGAAGUAAUUAAAAUCGAAACAAACAGCAAUAAAACUUUUAUUUAAAUUUUUAAUAAUAAAUUGAUGUAAAAAACCUAUAGACAUAAUAAAAGUCA